This is a messenger RNA of Benincasa hispida (wax gourd), 2130 nucleotides long. NCBI's taxonomy places the organism in Eukaryota, Viridiplantae, Streptophyta, Magnoliopsida, Cucurbitales, Cucurbitaceae. The record is from RefSeq and is a predicted model, not a curated record.
UUCCUCCUUUCAUAUCUUCUCACACAAAGUCCAAUUGGCUGCAAAAAAAAUAAUAUUAUUCCAGAAGCCACAUUACACAAAUUUCUUCCUUUAAAAUUGACUUCUUGAACUCCAAUCUUCCCCUGUUCUUUCUUCCUCCAAAUAUUCUACCAUCACAAUUAUUAUAUUUCCCACAAUAUGCACUUUCUUUGCCUGAUGUAAGCAAAAACCUGAUCAGAAAAUAAUUAUCCAUAAAGAGAUUGAAUUUCAGUGUAUUUAUGUACAACAUGGACAUAUUACACAUGCAUAGAACCAUAGCAUAACCAUGUAAACCAACCCCAUCUGAAUUUAUUUAUGCAUACAUGAACAUUGUAGAACAUAGACAUAAUCUGCAUGGUCCAAGUUUUUAAGAAACUUGCUUGAUGGUGGUGGGGACACUUCAAGCUUUUUCAAUCCUAUAAAUGUAAACAACUCUAUCAACAACCUCCCCAAGUUCCACUUGAAGAAUCCUAGUUUUUUCCCUUCCAAGAACCAGCCUGCAAGUUUUAAAAAACAUUGGCCAUGCAGCCUGGUGAAAUUGCAAGUCUCCAUUAUCUUCUUUCAUCUAACCCAUCUCUACAUUCUUCUCAAUUUAACAUGUCCCAUGACAGCACAAACAUGAUGCAACUUAAUCAGUUUUCUAAUCCAUUAUCAAAAUUUCAAUAUCCUUCUCAAGUGCAAGAUAUGAAUCCACCAUCCUUAAGCAGUAAUUCAACUUCUGAUGAAGCAGAUGACCAACAACUUAGCCUCAUCAAUGAGAGGAAACAGAGGAGGAUGAUAUCUAAUAGAGAGUCUGCACGUCGCUCGCGAAUGCGCAAGCAGAAACAUUUGGAUGAGCUUUGGUCUCAAGUCCUUUGGCUCAGGAAUGAAAACCACCAGCUAAUAGACAAGUUGAACCAAGUCUCUGAGUGUCAUGAUCGGGCUCUACAGGAGAAUGCUCAGCUUAAGGAGGAAGCAUCUGAACUUCGUCAAAUGCUCACAGACUUCCAACUCCAUAAUCCUUACCUACCUUGAAGACAUCUCCUCCAAGUGGUUCCCGUCAAAAGCUGUCUGAAGCAUGAGUCUUGGAUCCACUUUGUAUGAGUUCUCAAUUGCAAGACUGAGCUAGAGGCAAAGUUUUUGUGCUUUUCUUUGCCAAUAAUGGUCCUUCUCUUUAAUCUUUAUGUAGAUGCCACAAAAUCUUUACCUACCUCUGAAGUUGUACGAAACUUUUGAAAAAAUAAAAGGUAUUUAUUUAGCCUUCCCUCUGAAAAUUCCUUCAUCUGUGAUCAAAAAGCUCUCUGAAAACAAUCUAUAGACUUUCAUCUUAUCCAUAGGUCAAUUAAGAUGCAUAUUUCUUCUUAUUCCUUUUGCCAUCUCCUUGAGCACAGUUAGGACUUGGGAAUAGGUUCAACCACCUCUUAAAAUUCAAUAUAAGAUUCCAUUGCACAAUCGUCUGACACCAGAUAAAACUAUCAAUUGCAGUAUAGAAAUUCUCAACAUAACAGGAUAUAACAAAAUACACACACAAGCCAUGAAGUUAAGAAUAGCUGAGGAAAAAAGAUACCUCAGUGGUAAACGUCCAUGAGUGGCAUUGGUGGCUGAUAGUUGGAAAUGUAUUUAAAUAAGGGGUGGGGUGGAUUCUGGUUCAUGAAAUAAAAAUUUGGCAUGAAAAAGAGAACAUUUUGAAAAGAAAUUAAAAAAUACUUUUCACAGGUUAUGAAACUUGUCAGGGCCCAAAUAGAAUUGAAAUUGGUUCAGUGAAGUAAACUAGCUUGUAUAAAACUCAGAAGUUUCAGGAAUAUGAAAGAUGUCGACAUUUUACUGUUCAAUUUACAGAAGCCUUAAUUUUAUUUAUUAUUAUUUUUUUGGAUAAGAGACUUGCAGAAGUCUUCAUGUUUACAUUAUCAUUUUGUUGUUCUUUGCUACAACGUUUACUAUAUCUUGUGGUGAUUCCCAUCAGUUGCCCAAUAGAAUUAGUCUGUGUACUCUGAUAUGAUUUUUCACUAGAAAGGAUGUUUGAUCAAUCAAAGGCAUUACAGCCGAUAAUAAUCUCAACAAGAACAAUAAUGCUGAACAUGACUCUGAGGAAGGAAACCAUGAAUUGUUCCAUUUUGGACAUGUUUCACUUUU